Marchantia polymorpha subsp. ruderalis is the source of this 4865-nucleotide messenger RNA. The record is from the annotation of a GenBank genome assembly. NCBI's taxonomy places the organism in Eukaryota, Viridiplantae, Streptophyta, Marchantiopsida, Marchantiales, Marchantiaceae.
GGAACUAGCGAUGCUACGGAGGACGGCGAGCGAAGGUUGGCGAAGUUACGAACCCUGCAGCGUUCUCGAAGGCGCAGCUGGAGGCCAGGUCAGUCUUGCGGCUGCCUCUAAACCCUUGGGGUUGUACUGAGCUCCUGCGAAGUAGUAGUAGUAGUACAGGAUGCGGCAAGGAACUUUUCGCUGAAGGAGUUGCGCUGCGCUGCUCUUCCUGUGCGCUCGAUCGCUCGUGGAAGCCUUGAAAUGAGAGAACGACUCGCGUCAGGUUCCGGACGCGUGAGUGUGUGUGUCGUAGAGUUGUUUGGUUCCGUGGUUGCGUUCAAGCUGCGGUCGCUGUAUGGCGAAGGUCCGAUUCUGCACGGCGAAUUGCGUGGAGAUGGUCGAUGGAGUGAUUUGAUGCUAGUUUAGCCCCUGGCUCCUGAGUCGGUCGAGGGCUGCCGAAGAUGGUAAUUCACGCAGGAGAUGAUUCGGAGGAGGAGGAUGAUGAUGAAGAUAUCGCAAUGGAAGAGGGAUUCCAGGGUCAUCUCGAUGCUUUGAAGCGAGCAUGCCUGCUAAACAUUGGGCAGGAUAGUUUUCUGACCACCGGAGCUGGGUCUCUUCCUGAUACCGCUUCUACUCUAGAAGAAGAUGAUGAGGAGCUGUUCGAAUCCAUCCAGAAGAAAUAUUUUUUGGGCUCCCUGGACAAGGUUUCGAUUCCGCAAGGGAGACCCUCAAGCAACAGUGAUGACGAGGACGAGGAGCAGGACGAUGAAGAAAUCUUGCGGUCUGUGGAAAAGCUUUACAGUGUAACUGAACUUUCGAGACAAAUAAGUAAUGAAGUUGAUGAGAAUGCAGUUUUUUUGGAGGUUCGAAUUGAUUCUCCAGUCCAUGCAGGGAGUGAAGCACCAGAUGAGAGCAGCAGCCGACCCGAAGACUCUGAUAAGGAUGUCACUCAUCCCGUCAAGGAUUUGGGGAGAGCAGUUUCGACGUUGCUGCCGUCGAACUGGAACGAGGAAGAAGAUCCGGAGUUCAAUCCCCCCAGUCCCAACUCGGCUGUUGUUGCCUAUGAUCCAUACAAACACCAUACAGAUGAGCUUCUAUGUGAAGAUUAUGGGAAUUAUGGCUCUGAAGAUAAAGAGAAAAUGAUCGGGGAGGCAUUGCAAAAAAAUUUAUCUUAUCAGCAAAACUUGAGAAACAUUCUAAAUCGAAUAGAGUCGAAACAGAAGCACAAUGCCGAAAUGCAGAGACGUGUGAGGACCCUGCUCGAUUUCGAGAAGUACUGUAAGCGUAAAUAUGCGGUUUUCUUCACCGAUCAGGCUAAUCCUUCCCUGAAGCUAUUUUCUGUCGGUAGAGGCGGAUACCAAAGCAGGAAUGAUGACAAGAGUGAUUACCACCCUGGCGGACCUCCAGAUAAUGCAGACGUCGAAGUUUACAAAAUGUUAAAGCAGAAAGCAACAUUUGCCUCGAUGAGCAGAAGAUGGCGAGCAGAAGAGCUGAGAGAGUUAGCCAAGGGCGUAAAACAACAAAUCUAUGAAGUCUUGGUUUGUGAAGCCAUGGACGCAAUAAGCAAUGGAGAUAUAAUAGGAGACAAUGCACUAGAGAACGCUCUGAGUGCAAUAAGGAAUAAGGAACUGACUCCUGAAGAGAUGAGAAACGCCAUUGCGGAUGUCAACUGGAAUGAGGUAGCAAGGGUGUAUGUAGUAAAUCGCACCCCAGAGGAAUGUCGCACACGAUGGCUGAAUCAUGAAGAUCCUCUUAUAAAUAAGUCUUCUUGGACCAAGACAGAAGACAAGAAGCUUCUCAGUAUCGCGCAACGAAAUAAGACCACCAAUUGGGAGAAAAUUGCUCAAGAACUGGGGACAAAUAGAACUCCAGCAGAAUGUCUAACACGGUAUCAGAGGAGUCUAAAUGCCAGCAUCAUGCGUAGUGUUUGGACUCCUGAAGAGGACGCCAAGUUACGUGCGGCAGUGGAGGAACUAGGUGAAUCAGACUGGAGUCUUGUGGCUGCUUGCCUGGAGGGUCGAAAUAACAGUCAGUGCCUGAUGAGGUGGUACAAAGUUCUGCACCCGAGAAAACAGAAGAAAGGAAGGUGGUCAGUCGAAGAGGAUAAGCGGCUCAACUGGGCUGUGUCUUUACACGGAGCUAGAAAAUGGAAGCAAAUUGCAAAUCAUGUCCCCGGGCGCACUGAUAUCCAGUGUCGGGAGAGGUGGUGUAACGUUUUGAACCCGGAUAUCAAACUUGAUACUUGGACUGAAGAAGAGGACCAGACUUUGCGGGAGUCAGUUGCUCUUCACGGGCCUCAUCGUUGGUCUGCGAUUGCUACUGAUCUGAAAGUCAGAACGGAUAAACAAUGUUGGCGGAGGUGGAAGAUUCUUUUCCCAGAGGAACAACCUGACUAUAAGAGAACUGUCUUCAUUCAACGCAAUGCUUUGAUAGGAAACUUUCAAGGCAGAAAGAAGGAGCGUCCUAAACUGGGUCCUCAAGAUUUUGUAUCGAAAGCCGAUACUUUUGGAGUACCCAGUAACAUCGUCCGCGAGACUAAAUCUAAAAGGAGAACCAGUUCGCGAUCAGCUGAAGAGAGAACGACUUCGCGUUCAGCAAAGAAGAGAACCAAUUCGCGGUCAGCUAAAAAGAGCUCGGUGUCAGUCCCAGCCGAUGAGUGCGGACGCAACAGUUCUACUCCGACCACAGCUGCCUCCAUCCAAAGAGAUUCUGCCCAUAGCAGUCAAGAUCAACAAGACUCGACAAACCAUGAAGGACAAGACUUGACAAUUUAUGGGGAACGAGGCACGAUAACCUCUGAGAGUACAGUAAUAGGAGCUCUGGAAGAAGUUUCUGUAAAUGGAAAUGAUACACUUGCCGAUUCCAAACUACGCCGUCUGGCCCGUAUUCACAAACUGAAACUUUCCAGAGCAAAUAAACUUGCCAAUUCUGCCAAUUUAGUCCUCCCUAGAAGUGCCCAGUCCACGAGAUCGACUCCUGAUAAUCAAAGUGAAUAUGGGCAGAAUGAAGUUACAGAUCCCUCGUCGAGUGCCCAAGUUCAGAUUGAAAAGAAGAAGGGCAGGAAGCGUUCAAGGACGGAAGGAUCUGAUGGUCUAGGUAACCCUUCGAAGCGACCAAGGAAAAUAUCAAGCAAGAGGACAAGUGACGUCCUCGAGUGUGACAUUCAGUCCUCUUCACAGCUUAGUGAAGUUUCGCCCCAUCUUUCGUCUGAGGAAACUGAACCAUCAUCUUCUGGAGGCCUUUUAGCUGUGACCGACGGGGCUGAGCAGGGAGUGACAAAUGGAGGAACAGCAGAGGUCAUAUGCAAGAGCAAGAAACGUUCAAGAGUAUCAGCAUGUCCGCAACCACGCCGGGUUUCGAAACGAAGAAGACCUGACAACAUGUGCUUACCUUCUAGAGAUAGUGACAUCCAAACUGCGGCCGAAGAACCACCGGUGGUCAGACCCGAACCCGGACCUGCUAUUCUUUCUUUGGUGGACCUUGUCCAUUCAAUAAAUGAAUUUUGUAAGUACACUUUUCUUCUCAACGAGGAGCAGCACGUUCAAGCUCUUCCGGACCCUGACGUAAGUGAUACUGCGGUGAGAGUAGGUGUUGAAAAUAUAACAUCUGGAUCGAGUGCCCUUGGCCCACAACUCUGCCCUGACCCCGUACAGGAGAGGUAUCUUAGAUUAGUACACGAUCAUGAUACACCUUUUGUGGAUACAGAAUCCAUUCCAGCCAACGGGCAUGGUUGUAGGACAGAGAGAAGGAUGGUAGCGAGUAAGCCAACCGCAGGGGGUGCAUGUGAUGCUCUCUGGUGCCCGAACUCUGGUGUUAACCGAAUAGCUGUGCGGUCGGACGGAGAGGGCGAAACCAGGCUGAUAACUCACGCGAACACCGAAUCUAAUAUGGGAGGAGUUCAAGAUGGUCCGAGCCGGUUGUCCCCUGAGGAUGAAGAAGUUGCUGCCGCCACGAAGGCUAUCCUGUCUUGGCCAUUUUUCUAUGGAGUACAGCAGCUCACACUUCGGGCUGAUGAGUAUCUGAAUUCAAAGGCUCCUCGGAAAUCCUCAACUGCCAGACCCCCAAAAUCCACGAAGAAAGGAAAGUCUCUGGGCACGUCGGAGACAAUCGUUGAGACUCAGCCGGUGGCAGUUCCAACCCCGGUGACGGCAGUCGAUAACCCUGUCUCCAAAAGACCGAGGAGUGCACGAUGUGCAGCUAGAAUGAGAGGAACUUCACGUGAGAGAACUUCUGAGCAGGACAGUUAACUGGAAUGCUCAGAGUCGGUGCGCUCCUCCGCUGCUGAUACAUAAGCUGAUAAGUAGUGUCAUUAUAAUGUCGAGGACCUUCCAAGCGUGCCUAUCGUCUAGGUGAAAGACUGCUCGCAGAAGAAAUUUACUUUUUUUUCAGCGUGAAGACAGUCGGGGGCAGUUUUGGCGGAUAGCCUGUAAUGGAACGGCAUUAUUGAACUUCUAUUACAUGAGAGAAAUUUUGGAAGAAGCGGAUCUUAUAUGAAAUUACCAGGGACGGUCACCUCUGAGAUGGGUCAUCUCUGAGUCUGAUGGCCGUUACUUGCCACACCGAUGCAAAGCACCUCAACGUCGGCGAUGGAGUUAUGAUGCGACAAGGCCGUGUUGAAAACGUAACGACAUGGACAUCAUCUUUCGUCGGAGUUUUUUUGAGCCCAGAAUGUAGCAAAAGGAACCAGGUUGACUAGUUGGUACUUUAAAGAGACAAAGUCAGCGUAAGGUCCAGAGGCCCUAGUAUUUUUGUGACUCUCCUACUUCCUGAUUGUUGAUCAAUCGACCAUCGGGUCUAGUCGGCGACGGUUGCUUCUUCACAAGCAAAGCAAAGAUGUGUUUCAGUUGUCAAUAUCCUGAGUUCCUCCUGAUGAAUGUCGUUUAGAG